This is a messenger RNA of Cajanus cajan (pigeon pea), 1795 nucleotides long. RefSeq names its product transmembrane protein, putative (DUF3537) (gene MRB1). The record is from RefSeq and is a predicted model, not a curated record. Lineage: Eukaryota; Viridiplantae; Streptophyta; Magnoliopsida; Fabales; Fabaceae.
AGUGUUAUCACGAUCAUACCAAUCAUACAGCUACAAUUUUUUUUGCUGAAAAAGUCCAUCCUAAAGCAUUAACUAAUAUGAAAUAUUUCAAACAAGUGCAUCACAUUACUGAAUUUUGAAAGACAAGCAAAGAGAGCUGAGACAGUGAUAUAUCAUUCACAUCCAAAUCCCACACGAACAUUCCCAGAUUCUAAUUGCCAACACAAUCACACCCUCUUGAAUUUUUAUUUGUUCCCAUCUGAUUCUGCCCCUGGAAAAGUGCAUGCCAAGAUUUCCAAGGCCAUGGAAGAUGAAAGAGGGAGUCUCCUACACAAGGAGGAGGAGCCAGCACUUGAUGGAGCAAUAGAACUGAGGAACUUCAGAUCAUACCUUAGAUGGGUUUACGUGGAUCACUCCAACGUGAUCAAAGCUUGUCUCUCUUGGUCCGUGUUCUUCACCUUGGCCUUUGUUGUGCCUAUACUCUCACACUUCCUACUAAGUUGUCCUACAUGUGACCAAGAUCAUAGUCGACCAUACCACAUACCCGUGCAGAUUUCUCUCUCUGCCUUAGCUACCCUCUCUUUCAUCAGUAUUUCUUCGUGGGAUCGUAAAUAUGGCUUGAGCAAGUUUCUCUUCCUUGAUAAAUUAAGCGAUGAAAGCCCUAAGAUUCAACGAGGAUACUCUGAACAGAUGCAGGGAACCAUGAAGCUCAUCUUGCGUUGGGGGCUUCCCUGUUUCAUAGUAGAAUGUGCCUACAAGAUAUGGUGGUACGUCUCAGGGUCAUCUCAGAUACCAUAUUAUGGUGAUAUAUUCAUGAGUAGCAUCAUUCUGUGCGCAUUGGAGCUAUGUUCUUGGCUUUAUAGAACCUCUAUUUUCUUCCUGGUGUGUGUUCUCUUUCGACUUAUCUGCUACCUGCAGAUACUGAGACUAGACGAUUUUGCUCGAGUUUUUCAGCAAGAAACUGAGGUGGAGUCAAUCUUGUUGGAGCAUCUAAGAAUGAGAAGGAAUCUUCGGAUCAUAAGUCAUCGUUUUCGAGGUUUCAUUCUAUCUUCUCUGCUUUUGGUGACAGCAAGCCAACUCAUUUUUCUGCUUAUGGUUACAAAACCCCAUGCUGAUGUUGAUAUCAUCAAAGCUGGAGAGCUUGCGUUAGUCUCCAUCACCCUGGUGAGUGGACUAUUCUUACUCUUGCGAGGUGCAACUAAGAUCACACAUAAAGCACAGUCCAUUACAGGCCUUGCUUCUAAGUGGCACAUUUGUGCCACCAUAAACUCGUUUGACAACAUUGAAGGAGAGACACCAUCAACUGCACAUGCAAUUUCGGCCCAAGCUAUUGCUGCCAAUAUCAGUUGGGGAUCAUCGGAUGAUGAAGUAGGAGAUGAAGAGGAUGAGUUGGAUAACACCAAAUUGCUGCCAAUUUACACCCAAACUAUCUCAUUCCAUAAGAGGCAGGCUCUGGUGACAUACUUGGAGAACAAUAGAGCAGGAAUCACAGUGUUUGGGUUCAUGCUUGACAGAACUUGGCUCCACUCCAUCUUUGGCAUUCAAUUGGCUCUUUGCCUUUGGCUACUUAACAAGACAGUUGGUGUUUAGGUUUUAGAAACAGAAAGGAUCUGCUGUGAUCCUCCUUAUCUUGUUUACUAUAUAUUUUGAACAUUCACCGGUUCAUUUGGGUCUGAGAGUUCUUGUUAUGAUCUACCAAUACCACUAUGGGAUCUUUUUGCCUAUUUAGUAGACAAAGGGCUUGAAACGUGCGUGGGUUCCCAAGGCCACCACAAUUCCAACUAAUAGGCCAAAAAAAAAAAAUUUGAAUGGUGAU